Messenger RNA from Ochlerotatus camptorhynchus, 2404 nucleotides. Its product is annotated as protein maelstrom homolog. The transcript has 3 exons. The record is from RefSeq and is a predicted model, not a curated record. Lineage: Eukaryota; Metazoa; Arthropoda; Insecta; Diptera; Culicidae. Gene Ontology annotation, biological process: negative regulation of DNA-templated transcription; regulation of miRNA-mediated gene silencing; male meiotic nuclear division. Gene Ontology annotation, cellular component: nucleus; P granule. The coding region runs from base 415 to 1953 and encodes 512 amino acids. Gene Ontology annotation, molecular function: sequence-specific DNA binding.
UAGCGUGCUGUUUCAAAAGAUUCCAACUUGUUUCAUCUAUAAAAACUUUUGUAUGUUUCAUUCUGUGGUGUUUUGAUAAUAUACUGAUGCAUAGAGUCGUAAGCGCAUGUCUGCAAGCUGAAAAUUGAAGACUUCACAUCAUUUGCAUAUCCAAAACAUCGCUUUCAUUGUGUUUGUAAGUGUUUUGGUUUUUAUAGACAAAAGUGAUUAGGCCUUAUUGAAUGAGAACGAUUAAUUUGUAAGCCAGUGCAGUGCAAAGCUAAGUCAUACAAGCAGUCGGAUUAGUUUUUUGAACGUGUUAAUUAUUUCUUAGUGAUCGGAUAUUUUUUCAUAGUUUCUCCGGAGCAUUUUCAUUGUUUAUCACGGGAAAAGCAGAAUAUUUUUCUUGCGAAUAUUGUGUACAGGAUCCGAACAAUGCCGGCUCGUAAGAAACCAGCACCGAAAGGACCGUUCUUCUUCUUCAUGUUGGAGUUUCGUCGACGGGAGGAAACUAAAGGCAAGAGUUUCCCUGGAGGAAUGGAGCAGGUCAUGCAAGAAGCCGGACCUUCAUGGAAUCGGCUCAAAGAAGCUGAACGGCAGGUCUACAAGGAUCAAGCCGCAGCCUAUAAAAAUCAACCGAAGCAAAACUACGGCGAAAAGUACACCGCCCAGGGUGUUCCGUAUUCGCUGGUCGAGAUGCAGAAACAGGAGCUACUGAAAAAGCAACAAACGAUUGGAUUAGUUAUUUCCGAGAUGAUUCAAACCGCUAUGCAUAACAAUGUGUUGGAGAAGAUGCAGAUGUACUUCAUUUCGAUUAACCAUUUCUGCAAAACAUCUACAAAUGUGUUCGUACCGGCCGAGUUGGCAAUGGUGCAAUACAAUCUAGAAUUGGGUGUCCAGGCUAAGAUGCACGAACUGAUCAAUCCCGUCAAAUUGCCUUUGGGACUGGCACUUGAAGCGACCCAGUUAAGCGAAGAAACUCAUGAGUUGCCUAUUCCACCGAAUGCGAUGGGCGAAACCGAUCUCGAUAACGUGCUGCAGAAAAUCUUGAAUUUUACCGAUUACAAAAACAAUACCCAAAAACAGUUUCCCGUUAUAACUGAUGAAAAGCAAGUUCCGGUGGUUGAAAGCAUUUUGGAGCAGUGCGACGAAGAUUCGAAGAUCGAUUAUCGAUUUCUGGUAAUUCCACUGGGAGAGUUCUUUUUCCACUUGAAGCGUGCCACGGAAAAAUACGGAUUGGACAUUUGCACCUUCCCAUCCAAAACCAUAGCGGAUAUUUUACUGAAGAAAGACACGUACGAAUAUACCAGCGGAAUUGCAUGCGAUUUUCACGAGAAGCGAGGAAAUACCAGAUUCUGUGCACUGUCGAAGGCUGUUCGCUGGACGUACAUACUUUCUGACAAUUGCUGUCUGGAUCUGAGCAUUGAUUUGAUUGCUGGGUGCCAUUUGCCGUCGAACGCCGACACUACACUGUGUUUAAAUCUGGCCGAAACAACAUCGUAUACCAACCAGGGUCAGACUGAUGGAUUAUCUAUGGUUUCUUCGGUGCAGACUAAUUAUACACUUCCGAAUAUCCAGAAACAUCGCGCAAUGAGUACUUUCUAUGACGAGAAAUGUUCCUUUGUGUCUCGUGUAGCAGGACCCAGUAAGGAAACGAAAAAAGAUGCUGGCGCCUUGAUGAAUCCGUUCCAAAUGAUUGAUGUCAACGACAGCGUUUAUGAUCCCAAUUUGCCGAGAAAGAGUACUGAACAAAUCGCCGCGACAACCAGGAGCUGCAAAACACAAGACCGGGACACGGAGGUUGGAAUGAUACGCCAGCCAGCGGUCACGGAAUCAGGUCGCGGGCGUGGAGCGUUGCUUAAUAAUUCAUUUAGUGCAGUGCUACCACCAGCAAGCCAACGGCAGCAUUUUUUCGCUGAUAUGUCUUCUAUUGGUACGAAUUAUUCCGUGAAACUAAGCGACGAUGACGAUUAAUCAUUCGAUUUCUGGUUGUUGUUAGUAUUUCAUAAACGAAAUAUUAAAAACGUGUUCAAAAGCAUUAUUUCGAUAACAAUUUCGAAAAUAUUCAAAUGCUCAAUUAUCAAUUCAUUUGAUUUCAAAUUCGCGAUACUUAUUUUUACUAUAUAACAGUUGAAAAGAUCUCAAACAAAUCGAAAUAAGUCCAGGAUAUCAAACAUGCAUUAUCAAAUCCAAGAUAUUGUUGUUAAAAAAAACUAAAUAAAUUUGCCAAUAAAUGUUGUACGAUCCCAGCCUAAGACUAGACAUAUAUUUUUUUUUUAGCCGAGGACUUUAUAAAAGAAGAUAGUCGAUCUUCAAGAAACUUGAAUUUGAAUUGCAAUCGAAGCUAAAGCUUUACAUAGCAACGUGUUCUUAUCAAAUCAGAACAGGUUAGAACUUAUACUUGAAUAAACACAUCGAACGUAGG